Amyelois transitella is the source of this 3305-nucleotide messenger RNA. RefSeq names its product ankyrin repeat and MYND domain-containing protein 1. The coding region runs from base 1 to 3273 and encodes 1090 amino acids. The record is from RefSeq and is a predicted model, not a curated record. The transcript has 15 exons. Gene Ontology annotation, molecular function: protein binding. Lineage: Eukaryota; Metazoa; Arthropoda; Insecta; Lepidoptera; Pyralidae.
AUGUGUUCGCCAUACUUAAGAUUUAAAACAUAUGCGGAUAAAAGUUGGCCGUAUAUUGAAUAUUAUAUUGGAGAGAAAGAUGAUAGGGAGAGGAAGGGCGGCCGAGGGGAACACCACUGGGUUGGAGCAAAGUCUAUGGAAUGGUACACCGGGAGUUUCCUUCGGGAUACCAUGCACGGGCUGGGAGACUACCGCUGGCGGUACGCAGGUUACGACGGCCUCCACGCCACUUAUGAAGGCCACUUCUAUAGCAAUGACAUGCAUGGGUACGGCACCAUGUCUUACCCAGAUGGGGUCGUGUUCACGGGUUUAUAUUCCAAAAACAGUCGAUACGGCCCCGGAGUUGAGACAAACUUUGUAUAUGAGGAUGUAGGGAUUUGGCGCGGUAUGCGACUAGUAAGGUUGGCGUGGAGGCCGGCCUGCUGCAGCAUCAUCCCAGACCUCAGUCACGGGGACCUGGGGAGGAAAUACGCGGAGCCACAACGGGUGGUACUGGCUUCCAACUCAGUUGUUAUUGGGGAAAUAAACAGUGCCUUAGAUUUGCUGAAGCAGAAUGGAUGUGAUCCAAUAGCAGCGACGGAGAAGUGGACUAAGCUUUAUCCAAAGAACUGCACGGACCAGGCCAGCAAACUGUGCCAAGUGGAGGAUUUCAAACGCGAUUACUACAAGGGCAACAUUCAGGAAUUGGUCGUCACAGAUCGGCCUGAACCUAGAGUGACUGAGAAUACUGUUAUUGGCCAAGAUCCAAGCUCACACGAUGAUACCGUAUAUUAUUAUGCUUGGAAUAACGAAGAGUUGUUGAUUGAUAUAAUGAAACACUGUUACAAACACGAUGAUCAGAGGAUGUGUAAAGAAAUGUCUAUGGUAGACUUGCUCUGCAUACUCUCUGGACAGAGGAAGGUUUUCAAACACCCUGGGAAGUAUGAGGUGGACAACAGAACAUUGUUAAUGGCAAGUUUUUUGGGAGAUGUUCAAACUGUAACUGAACUUAUCAAUGACAGCGAUGUUUAUCCGGGUGUUACAGAUAGCAAAGGGAACUCUGCACUUAUGUAUGCUACCUUCGGCGAUCAAACAGACAUUAUCCAUUUUCUGGUGGAGGCUGGUGCUGAUGUCAACGGAUACAAUGAUUCCUGUUGCACUCCACUCGGAUUAGCAAUCCUUAGGUUCCUUUUUACUGAAAGAGACGUGACACCAAGUGAAAUGAUACAAGCUCUGACGCCCCCAUCGCCAACAUCUUCUCGUCCGGCUAUCAUGGACCAAAUUGAAGAAUGGAAUAUAUUUCGGGAAGCUAGUGUCCCUCUCUCAGCAGGGCUUACCAGAGCACCAAGCAAAACAAUGAAACAAAAUAAAAAGUCAGCUCUAUCUUUAAAAGAUACUCCAAAGAAAAAAACAGAUGCUUUAGGGAAACUACCUGAAAUACUAGAAACUGUUUCUGAAGAGUCAAUUUCAGACGACAAACGGACGUAUAAUAGGAUAACACUGCAAUAUGUAUCGGCUAUUAACGAUCUUUUUGUGCUUCCAAGUAUAACAAAUUCAGUUACAUAUAUAUUUGAAAUAAAUGAUAUGAACAAAGGCUUAGAUACUGAGGAAGACACAAAGAAAAUUCCAGACAAAAAUGUAAAAAGAAUUGCAUCAAAAACUAUAAAACAGACAACUAAACCAAGCAAAGAAGCGAUUUGGAGGAGUAGUGAGAAAGACAUUUCUACGUUGGACAUCGCUGGAAAACUGAAAACAGACACUUUAUCGAAGAUAAAGUUUACUAUUCUUCAGUUAUUAUCUGAUGGCGCCAAUCCCACUAUGGUGAAAUGUCCUCAACCAGCUCUAUUGAUGGCAGUUCUCGCGGGUUGCCCUGAUUUAGCGCUUCAAUUGGUCCUUCAUGGCGCAGAUGUCAAUGAAAGAUACCCACAAAUGUUUGGGUACUUUCCUUUAGAUAUAGCGAUAUCCCAGCCACUGACCGCCAAUAAUUUGGAUCUUAUACGUACACUACUUGAAUGUGGUAGUGACGCAACCCACCGUCUGCAGUACAAAGAGCAAAAUGAAGAUGUUCCCGGUCCGACAUUAUUGCACGUAAUGCUUGCCAAGAAAAUGGAAAGCGAAGCUGAAACUGAGAUUCAACACAAUAUCUUGGAGCUUCUGUUGCAAUAUAAAUGUGACCCAACCAUGCAAUUCAAAGGUCGUUCCGCCAUUGAUGUGGCCAUGUCCAAGGGUUCCAACAAGAUGGAUAUAUUUAUUCAGAACCCAAACACUAACUUGAAUGCGAUCAUAAACGAUUCUAACCAAACCAUUCUGGUCAAGAUGUUCUCAUUAACAUUUUUUCGAACUGUUGAUUCGAUGGAACGACUGCAAAUGAUCACAAAUUUACUUCUUUUUGGUGCCGAUCCACUGAUAGAGUGUCAGAAUAAUGAGGACAAAUACGAGAACAUUUUCGUAUUUAUGAAGAAUAUCUUCACUGACUUAGAAACCGCAUCUGCUCCAAAAGCCAGUAACCCAAUAGGUAAUGGUAAAGAAGCGAAGGGCAAAUCACCUAAAGAACAGCCGAAAAUGCCUGAGAAAAUAUCAACAAAGUCAGUACUUAAGACAGGUAUUGACGACCUUGGAGACUACAAGCAGGCUCAAGAGCUGAUGACAGAUUGUGCCAGAAUGUUGUACGUGCGAUGGCUACAAGCAAAACUCAUGAAAGAACUCGUGUGCAUUAUCGAUAGAUUUCAGCAUCGACAUUGGAAUAUGAUAUUAAGAGAACACAAAGACAAAAAGCGAGUAGGCCUGUGGCUGACCCCUGAACGCUGUUUGGAAAUAUGGGAUAUUCUAAAGAACACACGACAGAAAACGUACAAAAAUAAUCGUGUUUUGAGACUUCUACUUUGUAUGGUAAAAUUUUACAACAAGCGGUAUAUCGAGCAUAUGAAAGAAGUUUAUCCUACUGCUGAAAUGAAGAAUUCAAUAGAAUACGAAGUAUCUAUUAUUUUACGUGAUUACAUGUCCGGGCCUAAGAUGACUGAUGAUGUGCAGUUAAAAAGACCUUAUGUGAAACCAGAGAUAAUAUCGAAACCUGACAAGUUCAACGUUUGCUUCGAAUGCAUACUUCCCAACGGGGAAGGGAGCAUAAAAUGCAAAUCGUGCAAACUCAUCGCAUUCUGUUCCAUGGACUGUUUGAAAGUGAACAUCAACAGACCAUAUUGCCAUCCUUGCAGUGAAUAUUUAAGCGAUUUCUAUUUCCCUCCGUCAUCGUCAAAUCAUGAGAAGGAGGAACGAACAAGUGUUAAUAAAGUUUAGUUUCGAAUACUUAUUGUAGUGAUUAUUAAGUA